ACACCGUCGUCAGCAGUGGUGAGGAAGACAUUCAGCAUGCGAUGACGAACCAUGCGAGCUCGAUCAGGACGCCUUUGCCUGUCCACCAACCCGCUACCGAUGUUGGCCCGAGCAACAUCAGGCAGAUCAAGUUUGAGAGAAGGGCGUAUCCUGGGAAGUGGACGAGGUUCGUUCGCCAGGUGCUGUCCAAAAUCACAUCGGCCUCGACCGGUUCGCCUUCGGAUGGUCUCAAUAACGAUGGUUCAGAGUCUUCAGCUUCUGCAUCGACGUCACUUGGCGGUCUUAUCUCCGCAGGCCAAAGACACACUGCAGCAGAGAAAGAUGGAGGCGAUUGGGUUCUUGACGAGGUCGUCGUGGACGGAGAAGGCGGGGACCGACCGGGCACGCAUGUACAUGGCAGUGAGAAGGACACAGGGACGAAGCAGAGCGAGAGUGGGCAGGGGAGUGUGAGGGGGGUGCAUGGCGGAUAUGAAGGAGGGAGUAGAAGUGGAGGUAGUACGGACGCAUGGGAUACCGGCAGGGAUACAGGCGGACUAUGGGGACUACUGAGGUGGAGGUUGUGGCCGGUCAUGGCCGAGUUCUUCGAUCCGAGAUUUGAGGAUCCUGCGUUCGAGGAAGACUACCAGAAACAGAUGUGGUAUUCCACGAAGGCUUUCGCUUUCUAUGGCUCGCUGUAUCUAGUACUCAACUGGGUCCUCUACCUCAUUCUCAACCACAGCGUCAAUCUCUACGAAAAGGCUGUAUACUACGGCGGUCUCACCCUCGUCACCCUACCCAUCCCUUUCAUGGUCGCCUUCGACAUGCCUCGCUACCGACCCGUGCUCUUCCACACCUGCUUCUGCCUUGCGACAUGGUACUGCGGACUGUCGGAGGUCAUACAGAUCAAGGAAUGUGACUUCUUCAACAAGACGGACAACACGUGUUUUGGGAAGGAUUUCUUAGCCAUGAGUUAUUAUUCGACGGGGCUGCCUGCUAUGAUGAUGUUCAUCGUGUCACGAAGGCUGUAUAAUGCCGUCGUCCAAGCCGUCUUUUUCGUAUUACUCAUGACGCUCAUCAUCCCGGACCAAUCGAUCUAUGCACGGAAUGUUGUUAGCUUCUGCAUCUUCUCGGUCUUCAUCCAGGCACUGCAUUACAGUCGCGAAGCGAACUCCCGUCGAAUGUACAUCCUCAACUCGCAGCUGAAAAUCGCCUAUCGCGCACAGCAGAAAGCACAGAUCGCGGAGUCCAAGGCGAGUCAUGCGAAGAAACGGUUCGCGAGCUAUAUUUUUCAUGAGGUUCGGGUGCCGUUGAAUACUGCUAUGCUCGCGUACCAGAAUAUGCAGACGAACGAUGCUUUCAAGCCUGAGACACUCGAGGAGCAGAGUAUCGAGGUUUAUGCGUUGGAGGCCUCCUUGACGAUGAUGCAACAAGUGCUCAAUGAUGCCUUGGACCUACAGAAAAUGGAUGCCGGAAGAUUCGAAUCCCAUCCCCGUCCAUUUCCUCUCCAUCGGUCAUUGCACAACGCACUCCGUCCCAUCGGCGUCGAUACCUCUGCCAAACGACUAGAACUCAUCAUCGACCUGGACGAACGGAUAGACGCGAUUGGCUUCAUAGCUCCACCCGGUUCCAAUAUAAACGCUGGCCCUAUCACGUUCAACACGGCCGCCGUCAACGCAGCCAACAGCUCCAGCAUCAGGAAUUCGAUGAAUUAUCAUUCGCCAGAACCACCACCGCGUCGUUCAUAUACGCCAAACUCAGGUCAGGGCCACACUCAGUCGGCGUCGGGUGGCGGUGGCGCAGGUGCGAGUGGGAGCGGCGACGGAGUAUGGGUCAUAGGCGACGAAAUCCGUCUUCGGCAGGUCCUUACGAACUUAGCCUCGAACGCGGUGAAGUUCACACCGGAGGGUGGUGGGCCUGUCAAAAUCGUGACGAGGCUUGUGAGUGCGCCGUCCUGGAUGUCGACGAAUGCGGGCUCUGGGACGGGCAGUGGGGCUGGAUCAUCGCCUGGGAGCGGGACAGGGUCUGGGAAUGGGACUGCAGUACUUUCGGGUCAUGGUGGCUUAGAGGGAAAUACGAACCCUUUAAGUCGAAACCCAAGUACGAAGACCGCUCCCGGGAUCAGAGGCCACAAGCAUUCCCCGAGACGAUCCGACGAGAGAAUAGGAUUGGCGGCGAUGGGGAUUGGGCUGGGUGGGAGUACGGAUGGAGGGAUCGUGGGGAAAAGGGAGAGGGAUAUGGUGACCAUUAGAUUAGAGGUACAUGAUAGCGGCCCAGGAAUUCGUCCAUCCGAUCUGGUCGACGGGAGGCUGUUCCAGCCAUUCGUCCAGACGAAUGUGGGAAAGCUGAGCGGGAAAGGGAGUGGACUUGGCCUGGCGAUUGUCCGUCAGAUCGUCAGCUUGAGUGGAGGAAGGCUCGGCGUGCAAUCCCGCAAGGGACAAGGCGCGAUGUUCUGGGUCGAGAUGUCCUAUCCGCUCGCUACAACUCAUGAGGUGCAGACUUCACGAAGUACUCUCGCGCCGUUUGCACCUAUGUCGACGCUCUCUCCACCCUCUGCUUUCGCCAGUCCGAAUCCUACACGGUCUCCUCGGCCUAUCCUCGCCACAAUACCGUCCUCCGAAGCUCACCCAGCACAGGAUCCCUCAGACUCCCCCACGAAGUCCCAUGCUCUCAGUACCCAUUCCACAGAGAGUCCCUUGACGAAGGAUGACGACACGGUAAACAGUCCGAACUUGCCCAACGUUGAUCUUUCGGCCAGAAGUCCAACGCAUCCGAGGUCGGGAUCACCUCCAAACAUGUCGAUGGUUCUGCCACCGUUGCCCAGGUAUCAGUCGCAAGAUGGACAUGAUGAUGCGACCGAGUCGGAACAUGGUAGCAGGCCACAGGAUUCUCCGGUGAACGUUGUUUCUCCUCCUGGCUUGACACCAACGCUGCCAGGCAUGGACGAUAAUGAGGACAAGGCAUCUGACGACCCGAUAUUGGAGCGACCUGUACGCCCUGGCCCGAUUGUUACACCUGGACCCGAGGGUAUGGGGAAAGCUUGGAGUGCUCCCGCGGCGAGUCUGUCACCUACACCUGUUUCUCAAACGGCACCAGCGAGUAGUUCAGGUGAAGAGGGUAAUCCGUUGGUUGUGUUGGUGGUGGAUGAUGAUCCCAUGACGAGGACACUUAUGACGAGGAUGUUGACCAAGUUAGGUUGCGUCGUCGAUACCGCCGAUGACGGCCAACAGUUCCUCGACAUCAUUCUGGCUGAGGGUGCCCGAAAAUACGACCUCGUCAGUCUUGAUAACUACAUGCCAGUCAUGACCGGUGAAGAUGCCGUUAGGGAGUUGAGGGCGAGGGGGAGAAUGGAUCUGGUCGUCGGCUGUACCGGGAAUGCGCUGACAGAGGAUCAGCUAAACUAUAUGGAGGCGGGCGCGGAUAAGGUGUUGACGAAGCCUAUCAUGAUGAAAGACCUUAAGGAUGUACUUCAGGUCGCCAAGAAAAGAAGAGACGAAGUUCCUCCGCGACGUCUCGGAGAAUCCGAGCAUCGAUAUCCACCAUCCUCGUCUCCAUCAAUACUACGCUAACAAUAAUCCACAGAAGGUCUUUUUUCUUGCCAUUUUUUUCAGUUUCUUGGAAUCUCCUACGUAUACAUUUUCACGUCGGGCUGGCGUUUUUGAACUUAACUUUAUUUUUCUGUCUCCUUUCCGUGUCAGGGCAUUGAUUUUUCUCUCGGUUCCAUCGGCGAUUCUUUUGGGUCUCGGUCUGGUUCUGUCUUUUUUCUGGUAUACACGUCGUCUCCUUGUUUUUUUCCUCCAUGAACUACGAUGUCCUCUCAUGUUGUUCCAAGAAUGUAUACACGAACAUUUAUGUGCACGUUUUAGGUAUCAUACAUACCCUGCUAUCUAUCAUAUUCAUCGACCAGCAACAUCACCCUCAUCCCUUUCCCAUGUCCCUAUCCCCCCUUCCC
This is a messenger RNA of Stereum hirsutum FP-91666 SS1, 3928 nucleotides long. RefSeq lists its product as uncharacterized. Gene Ontology annotation, molecular function: histidine phosphotransfer kinase activity; phosphorelay sensor kinase activity. Gene Ontology annotation, biological process: protein autophosphorylation; phosphorelay signal transduction system. The coding region runs from base 42 to 3545 and encodes 1167 amino acids. The record is from RefSeq and is a predicted model, not a curated record. Lineage: Eukaryota; Fungi; Basidiomycota; Agaricomycetes; Russulales; Stereaceae. The transcript has 15 exons.